Hepatospora eriocheir is the source of this 348-nucleotide messenger RNA. The record is from the annotation of a GenBank genome assembly. NCBI's taxonomy places the organism in Eukaryota, Fungi, Microsporidia, Hepatosporidae.
AUGAGAAGCACUGAAUAUUUUAUGAUUUAUCCAGUUCAUUUGAAUAGUUCAAAGAGUAUAAAAAACGGAAGACAUUACUCAUUAGACAUGACAGUUGAUAAUCCAUCUAUGGGAGAGAUUAAGAAUGCACUUAAGAACAAUAAAAUUAGUUAUAAUGAAGAAGCCAAUAGAAGACAUCCUAAAGAUUUAGAAGUAACUGGUAGAUUUAAGGUGUUUGAUAAUGAUAGGAAGAAAGUGGUUCAAAUGGUUGUUGAGAAUAUAAAAAAUUCAAGAAACAAAAAGCCUGAAAAGAUUGACAACAAGCUAAAUUUAGUUCCUAAGAAGAAGAAGUUAAAGAAAAAGAAAUAA